Molecule: messenger RNA, 1683 nt
Organism: Paramecium sonneborni
Lineage: Eukaryota; Ciliophora; Oligohymenophorea; Peniculida; Parameciidae
Source: the annotation of a GenBank genome assembly
AUGUUUAAACCGAAACCUAAAGAAAAAAUGUUCCUCUGUGAAUAACACAACAAAAAAAUAAAAUAAUUCUAAAUAGAAAGGAAAAAAUUAUUCUGUAAACAAUGUUUAGUUAACAAUGAUUAGACAAUGCAAACUUUUUCUAUGUAGAUGAUUAUUGAAUUGAUUGAAGAUAAUAUUUCAGAGAAAUUAUAGACUUAUUCAACUGCAAUAGAGCCAUUAAUUACAUAGAUAUAUAAUUUAAAAAAAGAGCUACAAAAAUUUCAAUCUUACAUUCUGAAACAACUUGCAGAAUUGACUAAGAUUUUAGAUGAUUGGAUUACGGAAUUUAAGUAGAAUGGAGAAGAAGAGUCUAAGUAUUCAAUGAAAGAUGAAUUGGAGAAAUUUUUUGAGAAUGUAAUAAAUGAAAAAUAAUAACAUGAUUGGAAAGAGGAAUCAGUAAAAAUCUCAAAUUUAUCUGGAAAAAUCAAUAACAAUUUUAUAGAUAAAGUUUAGAAAAUUUUGAAUAAUUUCUAAAAUUUUCCUACAUAAUAUUUUUAAUCGAAUCUAACAUUUAUAGAAAAGAAUUCGAAUAAUAUUUCAGAAAUAUAUGAAAAAAAGGGCUUAAGUUUGGUUCUUUUUGAUGAUAUGUAUCAAAAGGAACCUAAUUUGAAAGUAGACUUUUUUAGUAGUGAUUGUCGCGCAAUGGCAAUCAAUAAAGAUAAUGAUGUUCUAGUAUUUGCUGAUGGUAAAUUAUUAAAAGUAAUGCAAUUAAAAGAUAAUAGAUAUAAAAACUAAAACUCAAAAUUUCAAGGUAUUGAAAACAAUCAAGAAAUAACAACAACAUUAAAUUUCUAUAAAUCAAAUAAUAAUUUAAUUUAAGGUUCACAAGACUACACUAUUAGAAUUUGGGAACCAAAUGAUUAAUUCAACAUUUGGACAAUUAUGAAACAUUUAAAAGGUCACUAACAUUGGAUUAGCUGUUUAGUAUUAUACUCAGAUGAUACAUUCUUUAUAAGUGGUUCAACUGAUAAUACUAUAAGAAUUUGGAAGCUAACUGAAGAUAAAGAAUUUUAGAUAUUAAAAGAAGACCAUAAAAAAUCUAUUUUUGGAUUGUCAUUAAAUCAAAAUAACGAUGUUUUAAUUUCUUGUGGAGCAGAUUAAUAUAUUUGUGUCUUCACAAAAACAUAAGAAUAAUAAUAAUGGAAAAAGACACAGAAAAUUGAUUUAGAUAAAGAAUAAUUUGGUUAUAGAUUAUGUUUUAUAAACAAUGAUGUUUUCACUUUUUAGCCACAUGAAUAUAAUUCAUGUAAAAACAAUCAAAUUAAAUAUAACUAUAUAUAAAUUUAUGAAAAAAAGAAUUUGGAAAAUAAUACUUUUAUUUUCGAGAAAAAUAAUAAAAUAUAGAUCGAUAUUAAAAUUCCAGAGUCAAUCUAAAAUUGUGAUUUUUAUUUUCCUUAAAUUUACAGAUAAGAAAUCCUUUUCAAUAAAUAUUAACAAAGUAUACAAUUAAUUUAAUUGAAUUUUGAAUAAUAAAAUAAUUCAAAUAAAAUUAAGGAUAUAAAAUGUAUUUAAUAAAUUAAUUUUGAAUAAAAUGGAGUUUAUGCAAGAAUUUAUGGAACAAUAAGUUAAGAUGGAAAAUAUCUGGUAUUAUGGGACUAUAAAUCAAAAAAAAUAUAAAUCUAUUCUAAAUGUAAAAUGUAAUGA